AUGUCCAUCACGGUUAAAAAAGUACCCGUUAAGGCACGUAAUUCAAUCAGCAAAGUCGAACGCUAUCAUGGACCACUCCGACGUGCGUACGAGGUAAUCUCGGGUGACCUACAUGGCACCCAGACCGGUAAAGCAUCUAUCCUACAGAUGGCAGUCAAGGCGGUACUUGACACAGCUGGCCCCAACGGACUUAUACCUACCCUCCUCGUGUUUGGAGCGGAAUUCGAAGGCGAUGCGAAUUCUGAUUGGGAAGAUGACUUAGGGGACCGUUCAAAGUCUUUGUAUAAUGAUCGCAGGGAACUAACACCCCAAGGUUCGGAACGACCGCAGGGCAACGGGCGGCCAGACUCCCCUCGCAGCUACCUUGGCCGAGAGAACCAGCGACGUCAGAGGCCCGUUGAGAGGGAGGAGGCCGGAAGCGAAGCCGUAACCCUACGACUCUUGCAAGACCUACUCGAAAGCAACAGGGAGGUCACCCCCCUGAUUCUUCAAGAAAUUGGAGGAGGUCGGCCACCAACAUAUAACACAGCGAAAUUAAAGCCGAACGCGCUCUCGCCCGAAAUCGAGGAUUGGGUCACCGCCAUUAAGGAUGGCAACGAGGAGAAACCACACGCGGCUACACCAACCCUCGUGCAAUGGGCAGUGAGCAUGAUGGAGCCUCAGCUACAAAGCGAUUGGAAAGGCUUCGUCGCAUUGCUCCAGCGCCCAAAGAGUGAUAUAGAUCUUGAACAACUAUGGGACUUCGUCCGCCGACCAAACGUCGAGUCAAGACGCAUAGAGUCAAAGUUGCGGACAGAGAUCUCCGAAAUGUUGCAGAAAGACAACGAGACGCCACGAGAAUUCUAUACGCGUUGGAGCACGGUGUUACGUCGAGUAGAGGGCUCAUCCUUCCUGCAGAGCAGAGCCUGGGCGCACGACUACCGGUAUAAGCUACAGCCUAAGCUCAAGCGUUACCUAGGUCGAAUGAACGUCCCUAGAGAUAAACCCCUGAAGGUAUGCCAGGAGGCCGAGUGGGCAUGGGCCAACUGGGAGGACAAGCAAGGCAGGAAACGGGCCCUGACCGGAGACACGAAGGCGGCCACCGCUGAGGUCAGCAACGUCACGACCAACGAUACGAGGGGUCGUCAGGACCAGCCGAGCAACCGCCGAUUUAAUAGCAACCGUAGCAAGUCGACUAGAGUGGACAGAGGCGGCCGGCGUCAAAGGGGGCAACAGGACCGCUUAGGCCAAGGGGCACGGGCCAGACGGCCGGAGGCUUCACGGAUUAAGUAA
Hypoxylon fragiforme is the source of this 1272-nucleotide messenger RNA. RefSeq lists its product as uncharacterized. Lineage: Eukaryota; Fungi; Ascomycota; Sordariomycetes; Xylariales; Hypoxylaceae. The coding region runs from base 1 to 1272 and encodes 423 amino acids. The record is from RefSeq and is a predicted model, not a curated record. The transcript is spliced from 2 exons.